GGUGGCUCCGACCCGGCUGUCCCCACCCCGCAGGACCCGGAGCAGAGGCUGUGGGAGGCCGAGCGCCGGGAGCGAGCCCUGCAUGGCCGCCUGGCCCGCCUGGAGGAGCAGAACCGGCAGCUCCUGGGGCAGCUGGUGGAGAGCCAGUCCCAGGAAGAUAGCACGGCGCGGAAGGAGCGGGAGGUGAUGCUGCGGCUGAAGGAGGUGGUGGACAAGCAGAGGGACGAGCUCCGUGCCCAGGCCCACGAGAUCGUCUGCAAGAGCCGAGACACGGAGGCGCUGCAGGAGCAACUGCAUCGCUUCAUGGCCAUGAACGAGGACCUGCGUCACAAGGUGGCCGUGGUGCAGGCACAGCUCAAGAGCGCGCUGGAGAAGAAGUCGGACCUGGAGGCCGCGAUGCUGCAAACCCAGAGGGAAACAAGCAGGAGGAGCAGGACUGCCUCUGAGAUCCAGCGGCCAAAGCCCAGCCUGGAAGGAGCAUCAUCACCCACGGAGGAGCUGCAGCAUCAGGAUGUGGGCAGGAGCCCGGAUCACUGCUGCUUCUCCAAGGAAGAGCUGCAGCAGAUCCUGCAAGAGCGGAAUGAGCUCAAGACCAACCUGUUCCUGGUGCAGGAGGAACUGGCCUAUUACCAGCGGGAGCUGCUGAAUGAAGAGAGAGUUCCCAGCUUCUUCUUGGAUGCAAUGAAGUCGACUAUCAAAAGACAAAGAAAAAAAAUCAGAGCCAAAAUGCUGGGAACGGUGGAGGAAUCGGAGAGCAGCGAUGAAGAUGAGGGUUCCUGGCUCCCAGCUCACGGCACAGACUCUGUGGAUGCUCAGCCUCCUGAAUCCAAAAUUAGGAGCUUUUUUGGGCUGUGGUAUCAAGGCAGCAGCAAAGACCCCCCCACAUCCAGCUGCUCCGGAACCUGGGAAAUCAUCGACUCACUGGACACGCAGCUGGAGCCGAAGGAAAAGAGCGAGCACGCAGGCAGCUCCCCCGACAGAGCCACGCCAACCCUCUGACCCCACCGGAACGGAGUCGGAUCUGGCCUCGCAGCAGCACCUCCCAGCUCCUCUUCUUCCAGAUGGCAGCUCUGGCCCCUUCCCCAUCCAGUGGUGAUGGCGAAGCUGCAGCGUGGGCAGCCUCCUCCUCCACACCCCUCCCCGGGAUGCUCGGCCGCAGGGUGCUGGCCUGGCACAGGCUGGCUCAGCACCUCCGGGCAUCUCUGCCUGUUGGCCACCCUUUUGUUGUGCCCAUGGGCUUAACUCCAGGGGUCCUGCACAGCCCCGCUCCCCACCUCUCUGUGCUGCUCAGCAUGGUGGGGGUCUGCACCACCUUCACGCUGCUGCGCCCCAAAGGGCUUUUCCCAUCUGCUGGUGGCUCUUUCCGCCAAGCACCUCUGCUCACAGCCCAGGAUCCCAUCGCCCAAUCCUGCCCUCUGGGGGUAUUUUGCUUCACCUCUUUCUGUUCAUAUCUUCCCCCCAUCCCUACAAUGUGAAGGUCAACUUAGGGUUCCCCGGGCCGGGCAGCUGGGUGCUGUCCCGGGGUCACCGCAUGGCUGGGAGGGGCUGAGCACAGCACACCGGGUGUCCGGGUGCUCCCGUCUCUGGGAGCAGUCGGGAUCAGCACCACGAGUGCCACUCCUGCACUCUUCAGGCGUGGGGUGAAUUGGUUUGGUACUGGAACCUCUUCCUUCUAAUACUGGGAAGACUGGAAUAAUCCUUGUGUUCACGGGGGCAAGUUGGGCCCCUUGGUCAGGUACUUUCUAGCUCUAGAAGUGGAGUUGGAAAUAAAUCAAUCUCUUGUUUCUCCUCCAA
Messenger RNA from Athene cunicularia (burrowing owl), 1794 nucleotides. RefSeq names its product Rab interacting lysosomal protein (gene RILP). NCBI's taxonomy places the organism in Eukaryota, Metazoa, Chordata, Aves, Strigiformes, Strigidae. Gene Ontology annotation, cellular component: ciliary basal body; cytoplasm. The annotation marks the transcript as partial. The record is from RefSeq and is a predicted model, not a curated record. The transcript has 7 exons. Gene Ontology annotation, biological process: cilium assembly. Gene Ontology annotation, molecular function: protein dimerization activity.